AUGGGCUUCCUUAUCAAAAAGCCCGCCGAUAGCCCCGGCAAGGCAUGGCCGGCAAUCCUCAUCAGUGGCUUCGUUGCAUUCGGUGGUAUUCUAUACGGCUAUGAUACCGGCACUAUCAGCGGCAUUAUCGCGAUGCCCUAUUGGCAAGAAACCUUCUCAACCGGCUAUAGAGACAGCACUGGCCAUUUAAACAUAACCUCCAGCCAGACAUCAGCCAUCGUGUCAAUUCUUUCCGCCGGAACUUUCUUUGGUGCUCUUUGCGCCGCCCCAAUGGGUGACAUUAUCGGUCGUCGUUGGGGUUUGGUUGCCUCGAAUGGUGUCUUCGCAUUGGGAGUUGCCCUGCAGGCCGCUGCAACGGCCAUUCCUAUCUUCCUUGCUGGUCGAUUUUUUGCUGGGUUUGGAGUUGGUCUUAUCUCUGCACUAGUUCCUCUCUAUCAGUCAGAGACCGCCCCCAAAUGGAUCCGAGGUUUUAUCGUAGGUUCCUACCAAUUCGCAAUCACCAUUGGCCUUCUCCUCGCAUCGAUUGUGAACAACUCAACCCAUAACCGGGACGACUCUGGAUCCUACCGCAUCCCAAUUUCACUUCAAUUCGCCUGGUCCAUCAUCCUAGUGGUCGGUGUUCUUAUUCUCCCAGAAACGCCGCGCUAUCUCAUCAAGAAAGACAACUACAACGGCGCUCUAAAGAGCCUAGCCAGACUCCGCCGCCUCCCUCAGGACGACCCUGCCCUACGCGAUGAAUUAGAAGAAAUCGAAGCGAAUCACCGAUACGAAGUCAGCUUGGGAAACAGCGGCUAUCGGGAAUGUAUCCGUGGAAACCUUGCAAAGCGUCUUCUUACGGGUUGCCUCAUCCAAGCCUUGCAGCAAUUGUCAGGUAUUAAUUUCAUCAUCUACUACGGAACUCAAUUCUUCAAGAACUCCGGCUUCAAGAACGAGUUCAUCAUUAACCUCAUCAUCAACUGCGUUAAUGUCGGUUCUACUAUUCCCGGUCUCUAUGCUAUUGACAAAUGGGGUCGACGACCCGUCCUUCUGCUGGGAGCUGUUGGCAUGACUGUCUCACAGCUGAUUGUUGCCGUUGUCGGUACUACUACCAACAGCCAGGACGCUAACGGCAAUAUUAUUGUUCUCAACUACGCCGCUCAGAAAGCUGCCAUUGCUUUCAUCUGCAUUUAUAUCUUCUUUUUUGCUGCCUCUUGGGGUCCAAUUGCUUGGGUCGUGACUGGUGAGAUUUUCCCUCUCAAGACCAGAGCCAAAUCACUCUCCAUGACCACCGCAACCAACUGGCUCAUCAACUGGGCAUUGAGUUAUUCGACUCCUUAUCUGGUCAACUAUGGACCGGGGAAUGCAAACCUGCAAUCCAAGAUUUUCUUCAUCUGGUUUGGUUGCUGUUUCCUGUGCAUAGCGUUUGUUUAUUUCAUGAUCUACGAGACAAAGGGCUUAACACUAGAACAAGUGGACGAGCUUUACAAUGAAGUAAAGGAUGCUCGCAAGAGUCCUGGCUGGCAGCCAACUCUCACCUUCAGGGCAAUUCAAUCUGCCAAGACCCAAGAAGUGGAAGACAAGGAAGCGGUUGAGGAGCGUCACGACUCUAAGCUUACUGAUAUUCAACAACUUGAUCUCGUAAUCACUCAUCAAACACCGUCAAGGAUCAACAUGGCAACAGACGUGCAGUCAGUCGUAGACAGACUAUUAACCGCCGACGCAUCCCAUCCACCUCCCAACUACAAUUUCUCCUUCACGCCGUACCUCCGCAAAACAUUUGGCUUCGGUCUUGCCACAGACGUCCCGGUCUGUAAAGCCUUCAAAGAAGGCCACUGUCCACUUGGUCCAACCUGUCCUGACCGCCAUCCCACUCCUUCUAGAGUUACAACCUCAUCUACAAAUGCAUCCGGCCUCGCGCCGUCCGUCACACAUGGCUCUCUUGUCUGCAAACAUUUCUUAAAGGGACUGUGCAAAAAGGGCUUCAAAUGCGAAUAUCUACACGAAUAUAACCUGCGUCGUAUGCCCGAAUGUGCGUCUUUUUCUCGAUCCGGAUACUGUCCCAACGGCGAAGAUUGUCUAUACCAUCACGUACGCGAAAAUGCCCGAUUACCGCGUUGUGAACACUACGAUCGUGGUUUUUGUCCUCUUGGACCCAUCUGUGCCAAACAACAUGUUCGUCAGAGUCUAUGUCCGUUCUACCUAGCUGGAUUCUGCCCUGACGGAAAAAACUGUCAACAUGGUGCUCAUCCACGCUGGUCUGACAGUCUGCCCAAGCCGCAAAUACGUGUCGAGAAGACAGAAGAGGAUUUGGAGAGGGAACGGGCUCUGAUUCGAGAGGAACAGGAGAGAGAGGAGGAGAGACAACGGGAAUGGAGGAAUGAACGUGGUCGGGGUGGGUUUAUGCGGUAUAGAGGACGAGGCCGGGGGAGAGGGAUGUAAUGAUUCUUUUAUCUCUUUGGUUAUGUUACGAUA
Talaromyces stipitatus ATCC 10500 is the source of this 2451-nucleotide messenger RNA. RefSeq names its product high-affinity glucose transporter, putative. Gene Ontology annotation, biological process: carbohydrate transport; transmembrane transport. Gene Ontology annotation, cellular component: membrane. The coding region runs from base 1 to 2418 and encodes 805 amino acids. The record is from RefSeq and is a predicted model, not a curated record. The transcript is spliced from 5 exons. Gene Ontology annotation, molecular function: metal ion binding; carbohydrate:proton symporter activity. NCBI's taxonomy places the organism in Eukaryota, Fungi, Ascomycota, Eurotiomycetes, Eurotiales, Trichocomaceae.